UCUGUUUGUUCUCGAUCACGUCACAGACGCAUUCUCCAAUCGGCUUUCCAGGAACCGCCUGCUCAUUAUUUCAAACAUUGCACUGUGGCUCGCGGAGACAGUUAACACAGUUGCAGGGGAAACAUGUUUUAAACUAAGGGAAAAAAAUCGACGGAUUAAAAAGAUAAGCGUUUGUUUAUAUAAUUAUAUAAGAAUGAGUUUUCCGGAAUCUCGCAUCGUUACACCGGGUCCAUACAGGGCUACUAAAUUGUGGAAUGAAGUUACAAAACUGUUCAGGGCUGGGAUGCCAUUAAAAAAACACAGACAGCACUUCCGAGUUUAUGGCAGCUGUUUUACUGCAGUGUCUGCUGUGGACUGGUUACAUGAACUUCUGAAAAACAACAGUAAUUUUGGUCCAGAAGUUACCAGACAACAAACAGUGCAGCUGCUGAGAAAGUUCCUGAAGAACCACGUGAUUGAAGAUGUGAAGGGGAGGUGGGGCUCAGAAACCCUGGAGGAUAAUAGUCAGCUCUAUCGGUUUCCUCCAACAUCGCCCUUGAAGGCAAUUCAAAAUUGCCCCCUGCGUGCAAGAAAGAGCAGUGCAAAUGGUUUAAUAAAGGAUAAAGAUGGCUUUUUUAAAUUCCCUUACCUGAACAGAAGAAGCUCAAAGAAAUACGAGGACGAGGAACUCCGGGAAAAUACAGAGCCAGUAAGUAAAGCAGAGCCAAUGGAAGUCCCUGAAAAUGUGCCACAAGUGCACCGAAGAGAAAUUACACAAGAGGAUAUAGAUGAUGUUUGGAGAAAUAUUACUCUAAUACAUUUGCAGAAAACGUUGGGUCUAACCUCACUGGAAGAGGUCCUGGACCCAGCACAAGUUAACCCUCAUCACAUUGUGUACAACAUGACUAACGUCAACAAGCAUGGUGUUGUGACGUUACAGGACAAAUUGGGGGACCUCCCUCACUGGGUAUUAUCUGCUAUGAAGUGUUUAGCAAACUGGCCAAAGUACGAUACAAAGCAGCCAUCUUAUCCUGGCUUUGAAAGGGAUGUUUUCAAAACCGUUUCAGAUUAUUUUCUGAAUCUUCCUCAACCGCUGCUGGCAUUUGAAUUCUAUGAACUGUUUGUGAAUGUCUUGGUUUUGUGCGGCUACAUCGUGGUCCCAAAAACAAGACAAGGAAAACGUAAAAACGAGGAUGAUCCCUGCUGUCCUCGGCCAUCAAAAACACAGAACUUAAGCAAUGUUAUCCCCUUCAAAUCAACUGAAUGUUUAUUACUGAGUUUAGUCUGUAAAGAUGCUUUAGAGGGCAAUCAGUCCCCACAGCACGAUGAAGUGUUUUCUGAUGAGACAGGAACAAGGGAACGGAUGCUGCAGAAGGGCUGUGCAAGGAGAAUACAGCAGAACAAUGUAGCUAGCAGACGAGCCAGUGAUGCAAUGGGAGGUAGCUGUCAAAAUCUCUCCACCUUUCCCAUGCCAGCUAGAUUUAGGAAAAGGUGCUAUUCUCUGGAAGGCAUCAUGGAUGUUUCAGUUGAAGGUCCUUCCAGAGACAAUUCACAGUAUCUCCUAUUCCAGUCUGAAGACAACUUGGCCAGCACGAAGCCUAACGCAGAUUCUAUGAUUGACAGUUCUUCUGAUGCUGUCUCCACUGUGUCCUCUAUUUCUUCAUGUACUAGUGAUGGAUGCCAUAAAGAUGAUUUACCAUGCAGCGGUCAAUCAAUCACUCCUUGCAUGCUGUCUCAGGGAUUUCGAUCUGUAACACGACCACUAAUAAGCAGAUCAGCCAGCAUUGGCAAUUAUCUCGAUAUUGGCCAACAUAAUGAGAGAACCGGUAGUUGCUUUAGCAUGAAUGCUCCUGUGGCAGAAAUAACCAUGAAACCAGAUUUUUCUUCCAACAUUGAACUGAGGAGACCCAGUUUAACUGCCUCCAGGAAAGAUGGCUGUGCUGGCUCUAAAUAUGCAGCUAUGAACAGGCGAUGUCUAAGCACCGUGGAACUUUCUAGAAACUCUUCUACCGCUGCAUCAUCCUUGUCCACUUUUGCACGAAGUGUCAAUGCUGAUGAAAGUCUUUUGCAGCCUCAGUUGGAAAGGGUUGCAAUUGAAGCACUGCAACUAUGCACCCUUUUACUACCUCCAGCCAACCGGCGUAAACUCCAGCUGCUGAUGCGGAUGAUAUCUCGAAUGAGCCAGAAUGUAGAUAUGCCACGGCUUCAUGAUGCUAUUGGAACACGAACUUUGAUGGUGCAGACAUUCUCCCGUUGUGUAUUAUGCUGUGAAGUGGAAGUUGACCUUGAUGAACUCUUGGCAACAAGGCUGGUUUCCUUCUUAAUGGAUCACCACCAGGAGAUUCUUCAAGUACCUGUUUACCUGCAGAAUGCAGUUCAGGACCAUAUUGACUACCUCAAGAAAGUUCAGAUUACAUAUCCAGGGACAGGUGUGAGUGCCACCUUGCCAGUGUACUCCUUCUGCAGACAGAUAAGCACUCAGGAAUUUGAGCAACAGAAGUUAUCUGCCUCCCAAGCUGCCAUAGCUGAUCUGCUAGAAAGCCUCCUCAAAGAUAAAAAUCUCUCUGUUAAGGACAAAAAGAAGAAGCUUAAGCAGUUUCAGAAAGAAUAUCCAGAAAUCUACAACAAUCGUUUCCCGACCACAGAAAGUGAAGCCCAACUUUUUGUUGACAAACCAAAGAUCAAGCCUCCAAUGCUGAUAGCUAUGAAGAAGCCCAAAAUACUUGGCAUGCGAAACUGAAGGUGGACUGUUUAAACGAAGAAUCUAUUCCUGAGGAAUAGACCCCUUUACAGUUGAAAAAAAACGAUAUUGUGAUGUACUGUACAGUGGAAAUCCUAGCACAGGUGCAGAUUACUUGAGGAUCAAGACUAGAGGCAAUUUUUGUUUUCCUUAUUUAAUCCAAAUUAUAAUCUUUAAGUUUUUUUUAAUUAUUUUUUUUAAUGUAUUUCAGUCUUUAAAGCAAAGGCUUGCUUGCUUUCUAGAUCUUGUCUAGUAGAAAAUAUUGUGGGUUAUAUAUUGACCAUUGCAGUUAGUUUGAGGGGAGUAAAGCCCCCUAAGUGCAUCAACCAACCAAUUAAUAGCUGAAAGUUAAACAAUUUCCUUUUCUUGUAUAUUGAAUUUGCACUUUGUAUCUGUGUUUUGUACUUGGUUAUAUUUAAAAUGUUCUGAAGUUUUUCUUCGCAUCAUUACUUCAUGCCUGGGGUGUAUAUUUCUGAACUUUAUGCUGUGUAUUCACAUGGAGCCAAACAUUGUAUAGGAUCAUUGUAUAGGAGGUAACGGUCUCCCCGUUAUAAUGCGGUUGUCAGGGUCCAUAAUUAGGAGAUCACUUUAUUUGUUUCACCUUAUAAUGAAUAUUGGCAUUUUUGUUUAUGAAAUGAUUUACAAUGCCCACAAGCCAAAUUAAUAUUGUAGCGUAUGGUGGAAAAUGAAGGAAGGAGACACACACAAUUUGCAUGUACUCGAAUCCAUGGUUUGUUGGGACUAUUAUUCACAGCCUCUGUUUGCCUGGGCCACACCAAAAACAACAAAACAGUCUUGCACUGUCACAGCAGCACAUUCACACAGCAGUCUUGCACUGUCACAGCAGCACAUUCACACAGCAGUCUUGCACUGUCACAGCAGCACAUUCACACAGCAGUCUUGCACUGUCACAGCAGCACAUUCACACAGCAGUCUUGCACUGUCACAGCAGCACAUUCACACAGCAGCUUAUCUCGCUCUUUAGCGCAGUGCAUAUUUUUCCUAGAGCAGCCCUCUUUGGAGUCAAUCUUAUCAAGAAAACCUCUUAGUUUUUCUUUAUCUUUUAGCCAUCCACACAAUGUAGAUUCUGCAACAUUUAUACCUUUUGAAACUGCUCUAUCCACCGCACCGAGUUUCGUUUUAACAGAUUUUUGUUUUUUUGCUGUCUGCCAUGCUUCGCACUGUAUAUCUGGAACGUUCACCCAACGUUUGCAAGUCAAAUUGCAUUAUAGGGGAAAUGGGAGCCACAACCUUACCACGUUAUAACUGAUUCCACACUAUAUAUUCUAAUAACACAAUAUGUGUAAAUAAGUAUGUUGCAGAUUUGUGCGAAAGCAAAACAAAGUGAAUAUACACAUUACACAAAGUAGACCAAAACUUGUUUAACAUGUUUGACAGACUGACCAUUUAAUGUUUUGCACUAUUGCCUGUAUUUGUAUAUAAAAUGUUAAAUAAUUUAAAGUACCUCAGACAUACUUGUUUACAGUUUUUGACCCUGCUUGUCACUAUGUUUGUGUUUACAGCCACAUCUGUACAAAAAACAAAUCUUUAGUUUGGGAUCCAAAUUAAAUAUAUAUUUCAAUAAACUAGUGUCAGCUUUUUCUGUAAGCAGCUACAUCG
Messenger RNA from Acipenser ruthenus (sterlet), 4339 nucleotides. RefSeq names its product DEP domain-containing protein 1A-like. Bases 194 to 2719 code for a protein of 841 amino acids. Gene Ontology annotation, biological process: intracellular signal transduction. Lineage: Eukaryota; Metazoa; Chordata; Actinopteri; Acipenseriformes; Acipenseridae. The transcript is spliced from 12 exons. The record is from RefSeq and is a predicted model, not a curated record.